This is a messenger RNA of Cotesia glomerata, 10215 nucleotides long. It is a transcript of the gene PlexB, whose product is annotated as plexin-B. The record is from RefSeq and is a predicted model, not a curated record. The transcript is spliced from 4 exons. NCBI's taxonomy places the organism in Eukaryota, Metazoa, Arthropoda, Insecta, Hymenoptera, Braconidae. Gene Ontology annotation, biological process: negative regulation of cell adhesion; positive regulation of axonogenesis; regulation of cell migration. Gene Ontology annotation, cellular component: semaphorin receptor complex. Gene Ontology annotation, molecular function: semaphorin receptor activity; protein binding. The coding region runs from base 1218 to 7478 and encodes 2086 amino acids.
GAUAUUAACCUCACAUAAAUAAUUUCCAAAUAAAUACCACUACCCGCAAAAUGAAUCAUAGCGAAAGAAGAAACACGAAAAAAACAUUGAGCUGAAUUUCCAAGAUUUUGCUGAGUCACCAACGCCGUGAAAAUAGAUGUCGCCACCACCUUAAACCUCGUUUCUAUGAAAGAAGCUUUGAUUAUUCCCAACCAGAGGGCGGUAGUGUCCGCGGGAAAUUCAAAGCAAGCGCGAAGUAUAUCCGCGUGAGCGGUUGGAAGCGAGACAGCAAGAGCGUACAGGGAGCAGGAUAACUGGUUGCUCUGAGCAUGGGGGAGGGCGGCGGAACAGGAGCGCACGCCGUAGUAGUCACGGUAUCCAACCCCCAUGUACAACCCGUGUCCGUCGAAUUUUAAUGGCGGCCGACCCCGACGGUAUCCCGCUUAGUGUUAUUGUAAUUGACACACUUGGUACGUCACAACUGUGAACGUUUCUGUUAAAUAAACCAUCGGAUUACUCAACAAUAACCAGUGCGUGAACAAGUGUAUAUUAAUAAUAAAUAUAAACAACCAGUGUAUUAUAAAAAUCUAAAAUCUAUACCUAUAUAUUAUACAUCUAUAUCUAUAUAUACAUAUAGUAAAACAGUGAGUGGAUAUAUAAUUUGAUAUAAUAUAUUGUUUAUUGUGUGUCGCGAGCUCAACGACCUGGGCGACGAUCGAAUAAGAUUCAUGUUUGCACACCAUCCUCAUCAUGCUCAAGACUGCUGUUACUCUCGAUUUAGUGACUCCUUGAUCCUCAGAUUCAACAAAACCGAGAAACAAUGUCCCCGUGUGUUCUCUAUCGAAUAAGGAAUUCGAGACAGUGAGCAUGAUGCUGGAGUGUGAAUACACACGGAGCUGGUAGCGCCUUUUAGACAUUGGCCAACUACCAGCAGGGUUCUUUUUCCCUUUCUAUUCCCUCUCCCUCUCUUUAUUCCUUCCCCAUUUGCUCUAUACCCAUUUCAAACUUCUUUAUAAAAAAAAAGAAGAAAAAAAAAUCUUUUUUUACCUUUCCUUUAACUACUACAACUACAACUAUUCCUACACCACUGACACCGAUACUACUACGACUACUAGCUCAGCUACUGGGAUCACCUCCAUCACCAUUACGACCAUUACUACAACUCAUUAUACAUUAUUUUUUGCUCUCCUUCCCAAACUCUUAACCCUGUAUGUUUUAUCCACUUUUACCACGACGAAAUGAGACUCUUUGGACCAAAAGCUUUUGCCAUUUUACUGGUGGUACCACCGCCACCACGAUUACGUACGCCGACAUCGCCCCAGCAAACAGCAACACAAACGCAAACACCCGUACUGAGAUCACCACAAAGCUUGAGGUCCAUCGAAUCAGUCCUUUCAUCAGUAUGGCUAUUCACACUGGUCCUUGUAACACUGACAAUAAGUACAACAAUAGCAUCUGCACAGACCGUCCCUUCGUCAUCAUCCGCCUCAUCAGCCUCCUCGUCCUCCUCCACAGCUUCGGCAUCCUCUCAUCUGUCCCAAGACAACUCGACCCAGCAUAUUGUCGCAAGGUAUCCACCUGAAUCCGGGCUAAGGCUCAUCGACACUUAUCCCAAAUUGGACGCCAAUUCAACCCGUGAAGGACCACUACGUUUCAAUCAUCUCACGAUUGAUCCAACCACCGGGAGACUCUAUGCCGGAGCUGUUAAUAGACUGAUGCAAUUUGACGCAAACCUCAAAUUAGAGAAACUUGUAUCCACUGGACCAAGGUUAGAUAAUCCCCAGUGCCAUGCAACCGGAUGUACAUCACGUGAAAUGACAACCUCGUUGAUGGACAAUGUAAACAAACUCCUGAUAGCGGAUCUGGAGUCAAAGACACUGAUAGCGUGCGGUUCUUUGCUUCAAGGUGCCUGUGAGAAGUACAAUAUAUCGAAUAUCUCACAGAAGCCAAAUUUCUUACCGCACAGUGUAGCUGCCAAUGACGAGUAUUCAUCAACGUAUGCAUUUAUCGGGCCAAAACGAUACAAUGCCUGGGAGCAUACCAGCAACAUUCUCUACGUCGGGACAACCUUUACAAAUAACGGCGAGUAUCGACACGACGUGCCAGCGAUAUCCAGUCGUCAACUAGGUACUCUUGAGUAUGCACAGUACACAUUCCAGAAGCAAUCAAUACUUCACAUUGACGUUAAAUACCGUGAUCACUUUCUCGUUAAGUAUAUUUAUGGUUUCAAUGCAAGUGAUUAUGCAUACUUUGUUCUUGUACAGAAACAAUCAUAUUUGCCGGAACAAGAGGAAUUGGGUUACGUAUCACGGUUGGCACGUAGCUGUAUUAAUGAUUCUAAUUACGAUAGUUACACCGAAGUGACGCUACAGUGCAAUGUUGAUAUGGGAAACGGUACCGAGCAAGUUUAUAAUUUAGUACAGGAUGCCAAAGUUGCUGCCGCCGGAAGUGAUUUAGCCUCCCAGUUGGGUAUCACUACGGGUGAUCCAGUAUUUGUAUCGGUCUUUUCGCCCAGCAAGGGAAUCACCAAUGACCCGCUGCCCCGUUCAGCCCUCUGUGUCUACAGUCUCCAAGACAUCGAGGCUAAAUUCAACGAAAACAUCUACAUGUGCUUUAACGGCAGCAUCAAGUACCGCAACAUGGGUUACAUAAGCGGGCCAAUACAGGACGGAGAAUGUCCGGAGGCCGGUACCACCGGCAGUAUUAUUAAUUUCUGUGAGGUUGGUCUCAAAAUAUCCGGCGUGUCGCCGAUUAUCGGGCAUGCCAUUCUACAGUUUCCCGAUACUUUCGUCACCUCGGUAACAGUUGCCAACACCGAGAGCCAUACUGUUGCAUUUUUGGGCACCAACGACGGUCUGUUGAAGAAAGUCCUGCUGUCAGGCUCCGAGUCGUCCGUCUACGAGAGCGUCGUUGUUGACAAGGGACACAGAAUAAUGUCAGACAUGAUACUGUCCUCCGACGGGGCUUACAUUUACGUUCUGUCGGCUGGAAGAAUAACUAAAGUCAAAGUUGAGCACUGCAGUGAUUACACCAGCUGCAGUACGUGUUUGGACGCUAAAGAUCCUUACUGUGGAUGGUGCUCGCUAGAGAAACGCUGCACUGUCCGCAGUACGUGUCAGAAAGCAAAUCGCAGCAGUCCAAGGUGGCUGUCGUUGAGCACCGGGCAGCAGUGCAUUGACUUUGAGCAAGUGCUACCAGAUCGUCUGCCUAUUAAACAAAUGGCAACGGUCCAACUGACCAUCAGAACACUGCCGGAAUUACCAUCUGGCGCUAAUUACAAGUGUGUUUUCGGUAAUUCUGAGCCGAUCGACGCAAUAAUGACCGGUUCCGGAUUGUCUUGUCCAGCUCCGGUGAUUCAGCGUCGUCCUACGAUACCCGAGGGCACAGAUCACGUCUUGGUACCGCUGUCAGUCCGUUCCAGUGAGACCAACAAAGAUUUUGUGUCGCGUAACUUUGCGUACUUUGACUGUUCAAGACACACUUUGUGCUCGGAGUGUGUCACCUCACCGUGGAGCUGCAGCUGGUGUGUUUACGACAACAAGUGCACUCACAACACAAGCGGCUGUCAGGGUAACAUAAUAUCCGGAGAGAACGCCAACGCAGCGACCCUGGCUGCUCACGGUGUUCAAUACUGUCCGAGAUUUUCUCGACGACAAGAGCCGCUGAUGCUACCGAACAACGUUCCGAAAGAAAUAGUGCUGGAGGUUGAAAAUUUACCGCAUCCACAAAUUGGUCACACUGGCUUUCAGUGCAUUGUGUCAAUAGAGGGAGCUAAUUUGCGCGUACAAGCCCGAGUAGACAGCAGUAGGUUCAUUGUUUGUGAUAAAACAAUAUAUUCAUACGAAGCUACUACCGGCGAGUACGAAGCAUCGGUUACUGUUGUGUGGAACACAAACCACCACGUAGAUCGCACAACAAUUAUUCUGUACAAGUGCGAGGUACUGGGUUCCCACCGUGAGCAUGCCGAUUGUUCGCUCUGUAUGACACGAGACCCAAGGUUCGAUUGCUCGUGGUGUGGCAACAGCUGCAUGAAUCGGCACUCGUGUCUCCACGUUCCCUUCUCCGAGUGUCCUAAGCCUCGCAUAGACAUGAUACGACCGCUCAGUGGACCUAUUGAAGGCGGCACUCUUGUCACUAUUGAGGGCAGCAAUUUGGGAUUGAAGCGCAGCGAUGUUUCCAAUAAAAUUCACAUCGGUAAUACGCCCUGUGUUUUGAUAGACUAUGAAAUCUCAGUGAGAAUUAUUUGUCGGACUGGAGCACGGGAGGCCACCGACAAGGCUACCGUUGUUGUUGGGAAUGACGCUGGCUACACCGAAAGUACAGUAUUGUUUCAAUACAAAGAUAUACAAUUGUCCGGUAUUUAUCCGUCCGUUGGCCCUCAAAGUGGUGGUACACAAAUAGCAAUCACCGGUGAGUACCUGAAUAUUGGAAGUACGAUAUCUGCAUAUUUGGACGAAUUAAAGUGUCAUGUUAAUGCAACACAAGCUAGCAGUACACGUUUAACUUGUGUUACCAGUAAAUCAAAUAGUGUUAGACAAAUUCAAAUAUUAACAUUGAGUAUAGACGGUGCUAAUCGUACACUAACAAAUAAUCCCUUUAAUUACACCCAAGACCCAACAAUUAUGGAGAUAAAACCUUUGCGUAGUUUUGUAUCCGGCGGACGCAUGAUAACCGUCCACGGGACCAAUUUAGACACCAUACAAAAACCCGAGAUGGAAGUUUACGCAGACAACGAAUUGAAGCCGGUAAAUAGAACUGUUUGUAGUGUACUGAAUCCCACUCAAAUGGAGUGUCCGAGCCCCAGUGUUGCUGAUAAGUUCUACAAUCACCGCGCUAAGCGAUUAGUCCGCUCAUUGAUUUACAAACAGCAGCAGCAACAGCAACAACAACAACAUCAGCAGCAGCAGCAGCAGCAACCUCACUCGGUGAUAGCCUCCCGUGGCACUAAAGACACUCAGCUGUCGCUGAAAAUAGCCUUCGUCAUGGACAACGUCGAGAGUGUCCGUGAUUUAGAGAAGCACUUUCAAAAUCUACGGCAUCGCUUGCUCUAUGUUGAAGAUCCAAAAUUUUUUUCCUUCCCUCACAUGGUUAAAUUAUACAAAGGCGACACUUUGGUGAUAGAGGGUGAAAAUUUGAAUUACGCGAGUGAUGAAACUGAUGUUAACGUAACAGUGGGUACUGCGGUCUGCAAUGUUACGUCAUUAGCGCACACACAAUUAGUGUGUACGCCACCGGAUCAACAGCCAGCGGCUACUGAUGAAAUGGGUAUUAAAACAAAACGUGGCUUGCCACUGGUUGUAGUACGUGUUGGCAGAAGCCUACGUUUUCCGAUAGGUUAUCUGCAGUAUGAUGUAAUUAAAUCUUAUCCAAUACCACCGGAGGCUAUCGCUGGUAUUGCUGCCGGUACAUUUGGUUUGGUAUUUCUGUUUGUGCUAGUUCUCGUAGUGUACAGACGAAAAAGCACACAAGCCGAGCGGGAGUACAAGAGAAUCCAAAUUCAAAUGGACACAUUGGAGAGUAACAUAAGAAUGGAGUGCAAGCAAGCGUUCGCUGAACUCCAGACUGACAUGACCGAUUUGACAGCCGAUCUUGAGUCCUCGGGUAUUCCGACACUCGACCACAAAAAUUAUAUUAUGAAAGUAUUUUUUCCCGGAGUGCUCGACCACCCGAUACUCAGCGACCCGAGGUCACGUAGCGCAUUAUCCCGGUCUAAUUACGACACCGCGAUGAUCCAGUUCGAGCAAUUGGUUAACAACAAGUGCUUUAUUUUGACGUUCAUUGAGACCCUGGAAGCGCAAAAGGACUUUAACAUCAGGGACAAAGUAAACGUCGCUUCUUUGCUGAUGGUAGUGCUUAUGGGCAAGAUGGAGUACGCCACGGAUGUCCUGAUGAAUUUAUUACUGAGACUUAUUGAUAAGUCAGUGGAUACCAAGCAUCCGCAGUUAAUGUUAAGGCGCACGGAGUCUGUUGUUGAAAAAAUGCUGACCAACUGGAUGGCGCUGUGUAUGUAUAAUUAUUUAAAAGAUUACGCGGCGUCAUCGCUCUUUUUGCUCUUCAAAGCCAUUAAACAUCAGAUAGAAAAGGGUCCUGUGGAUGUGGUGACUCACGACGCGAGGUACUCCCUGUCGGAAGAGCGGCUGCUGCGCGAGCAGAUAGAUCACAGUAUCGUGACUCUGCACGUGGUCCAAGACGAUCUUGACGAAAAAAUCCAGUGCAAGGUUCUGGAUUGCGAUACUAUUAGCCAAGUUAAGUCGAAAAUACUCGACGCGUUGUACAAAAACACUCCCUUUUCCCUGAGGCCGUCCAUACACAACGUAGACCUGGAGUGGCGGCACGGUCGCGGUGGGCAUUUGACCCUCCAGGACGAGGAUCUGACGACCAAGUGCAGCGGAGGGUGGAAGAAAAUUAACACGCUCUCUCAUUAUGGAGUCAAAGAGUCCGCGGUGAUGUCUCUGAUUCCAAGGCAGAACGAGGCCUUCACGAUGGGCUGCAAGACUCCUUAUCACACGUGCAAGCCUUCCUCACACCAUCAGCAGCACACGCAUCACCACUCGCUGCACCGGAUAAACCACUGCUCCACCGGGCAUCUCCCCUCGACGCCCAGCCAUGGAUUGCUCAGUCCUAUCAUGUACCCUCAUCCUCCCGGGAUCUAUUUUGACGCCCAACACUCGCCUUCUUUGAUCACCGCCAAUGGCGACAUUGAGAGCUCUGGUAAUCAGCGGCUUUGGCAUCUGAUAAGACCUAUUGACGAGGUCCACUGUCCGCCCAGCAAUGGAUUCACCAACAGCAAGCAUCAUCAUCAUCAUACUGAGUGCACGCACAAAGCUAUCCCGGAGAUAUUCUUGACCAGGCUACUCUCGACCAAGGGGACUGUACAAAAAUUCGUGGAUGAUUUUCUUAAUACCAUUUUGACGGCCAACGAAGCAUUGCCCAGCGCUGUUAAAUGGCUCUUCGACUUUCUGGAUGAAGCUGCUAAGCGACACGGGAUUACUGACCCAGAGGUAGCUCACGCGUGGAAGUCAAACAGUUUGCCGCUGAGAUUCUGGGUGAAUUUUAUUAAAAAUCCAGACUUUAUGUUUGACAUAAAUAAGUCGACAACUGUUGACUCGAGUUUGUCUGUUAUUGCCCAAAUGUUUAUGGAUGCAUGCUCGACGACCGAGCACCGGCUGGGAAAAGAUUCACCCUCGAAUAAAUUAUUGUUCGCUAAAGACAUACCGCACUAUCGUGACAAAGUUGGUAGAUUUUAUCAUGAUGUACAAAAAUUACCGGCUAUUACUGAGCAAGAUAUUUCAAGUGCCAUGCAGCAAUUAAGCGCGUCACACGGCAAUGAAUUUGACGUUAUUGCUGCUCUUAAGGAACUAUACAUCUACGUCCAUAAAUACUAUGAACAAAUUCUUGAGGCCUUGGAAUCAGACGCGGGAUGUCGCAAGCUGCAUUUAGCGCAUAGACUUGAAAAUGUAGCGUGCACACUGGAGGGUGAGGAGACCAGUGCCUGCUGACACAACAUCAUUCAAACGAACUCCAUUCAUUGAACAGUUAAAUAUUAAAAGCAAACCUCGGAUUUAAAUUACUGAUUAGUGCCUCGAUUUUGCGCAUCAGACUUACACUCAUUCACUUAUGAUAAAUACUCAUACUUACACUCUCACUCAUUACAGAUAAAACACAAACAAUCCAUUUAAAAUCCCUAGAGAUUCACAUAACACAUUAAUUCUGCUAAAUACAUAUAACAUAAACAUACGCAUUAACACCUCGUAAACUUGUAUAAAAGUGUAACACAUUAUCGAUUAAGUGAUACAAACGAGAUUGCUAGUGACAAUUGCGAUAGCUGGACAAAGCUAUGGACUUUAAUAAUAAAUAAAAUAAAAAACUUUAGUAUUGCGACAGGUCAUAAGUUCGUUGGUGACUCGUGACUCUGUGCAUAGAAAAACCGGGGAAUAGAUGAAAAAAAAUGAGAGAGAGAGACUAAAAAAUGAGGAAAUAAAAAGAAGAAACGAGUUGAAUGAAGAGAUAAAUAAGUGGAAGAAAUCAGUCAUUGUGUCCAUCAGUACUGUUUGUACAAAUAUAUUUAAAGAUAAAAGUGUACGGGCAGCGAGCAAUCUGUGAUCCGAGCACGUGUGGCUAUGCCUACUGUCUUAUCGUCUACGAUAAAUAAUUAUUAUUAAUAUUAUUCUUAUUAUAAACGAUAAUAAUAAUAAUAAUAAUAAUGAUUAUAUUAUUAUAUUAUAUUAUAUAUUAUUAUUAUUAUGUUAGAUAUAGCGGACGGAUUUGGUGGAAAGUAAUCGUGAGUGAUUAUGGUAUGCCUUUGAAAAAUAUUCAGUUUUAUCUGAAUAGUGUAAAAUUGUGGGAAUCUGUAAAUUUUUUUUUAUUGUAUUUUAUUUAAUUGACUAAUUAAUUACUUAGAUUUUUUUAAAGUUGACAUUUAAUGUCAAUUUGUGUAUAAAAACUUUAGAAAUUGAUUGAUUAUUGAGUAAUAAUAAUAAUAAUGAUAAUAAUAAGAUUAAUAACGAAGGCAUUUAACCGCGUACCAUUAAAUACUCACUGAUAAUUAAAUAUUGCGUAUCAAUUCUUACGGAUAUAUUUUAUCUUUUUUUUUAUACACGAGAAUUGAUAUUUACGUAUAUAUAAAUAUAAAUUUAUAUAUAUAUACAUUGAAUAAAUUAUAUAUAAAUAUAAAUUUAAUGAAAAAAAAAAAAAAAACAAAAAUUAUAAAUAUAUAUAUAAAUAUAUAAAUAUUAUACAUAAAAAAAAAAAAUAAUAACAAACAAAGCGCGGAAGCACAUCCAUGGAAUGUAGUGAGCUAGUUAGAGAGGGAUUAUAUAUGUAUAAAUAAAUAUUAUUAUUAUAAUAAUAAUUAUAAUUAUGAUUAUUAUUAUUAACAAAAAAUUGUAAGGCUGAAUGCCUCUCGUUAAGAGAAUCGAAUAUAAGAAACAAAUAAUAUUUAAUUAGUUCGUAAUAAUAAGUAACGAUUAAUGUUUUAGAAAAAUGUCGGUGAUUAAUUAACAAAUUGAUAAAUGAUAUUAUUUAAACAAAUGUGACAACAAUUGAGAUUAAAAUUAUAGAAUAAUUAUUUAAAUCUGAGAGUUGCUGUGUCAAGUGUUAUUAAUUUAGUGCAGCUCACUUGGGCCUAUAAGCCUACGUACAAUUACAAUGGAGUUGAGUACUGUUUAAAUACUCUUAUCUCAAGACUCAUGGUUAAUUAACAAUUUAUUUUUUUUUACUUACAAUUUAUUUUAUACUUGUUAUUACUAUCAUUUUUUUUUUACUUCGUAAUGAAUCUUGUAAAUGGUUUUUACAAUUAAGUAAAUAGAAAAAAAAAAUUAAUUAACUAAACGUUUACGAACAAAUAAAAUAGUGUACUUGUAAUAUUUUUGCGCGGUAUUUUCUCGUAAUUUGCUGUCCGGUCGUUACGUCUGUAUUCGUAUUUAUACGUCUGUAUUCGUAACAAUUAUUAUUAUUAUCAUUAUUAUUAAUGAAAUAAUUGACGACAGACUUAUUAAUUGAUAGCAGAGUGGUUGAAUAGUUACUUAUUAAAUAACUAACCGGUAAUUAAAGUACUGAAUUUAUAAAGACUGUAACUAACAAAAUUUUAAACUCACUACAACACAGUAAAUAAUUCAUUGGUUAAUUAUCAUACUAAUAUUUCUACAUAAAAUUUUUAUGAUAAUUAAAAAGUUAGUAAAUUAUUAUAUAAAGGAUUUUUGACUGGAUCUGUAACUUUUUAAAUUAAACUUUUUUUUUUUUUUUUUUUUUUUUCAUUAAAGUUUGUAGAAUUUAAUAACUAUUUUUUCUCAGUUUAUUUAAAAUCUCCGAAACUUUAAAGAGUAAUUGUUUUUCAUUUUUUUAAUAUUAAAGUUAUUGAAUUAGUUUACCGUGAAAAAAGUAACUUUAUAACCACUUUGUGAUAUUAUUAAAUUAAAAUUCAUUAAGAAAAUAGAUAGCGGUAGUUGAAUAGACGCGAUAGAGCAAAAGCGGCAUUUUUGUACCAGUUUCAUGAUUAAAAAAAAAAACAAAUAAUAAGAAUCAAGAUGUGCCUGAACUCCUUAUUGUCAAAUAAUUAUCGAUGGCACAGUUGAUAGAUACACAUUAGACAAUUAGUUCGUUUGUCUCCGAGUAUCUAUUGUACAUCGAUUCAAUGGUUCAUUUAUUACUGUAUUAUUUACAAAUAUUCAUUAAUUGAGUGUACUAUUUUUUGUAAUUAAUUAUUUUUAAUAUUUCAAUCUGUUAAAAUUAUUCAAU